AUGGGAAAGCUACUCGAUUCCAUUUGUGAACACGAUGUUGAAUUCAUGGCCAAGCAAAAGGUCUUCUUUGUGGCCACUGCUCCACUCUCGCCCCAUCACCGUGUGAAUGUGUCACCCAAGGCGCCAGGGACAUCUUUGGUCGUUUUGAAUCCUCACAAGGUGGCCUAUCUAGAUUUGACUGGAAGUGGCUCGGAGACUGCUUCCCAUUUGUCAGAAAAUGGGAGAAUAACCAUUUUGUUUUGUCAUUUGGAAGAGGGUCCUCCACGACUGAUGCGGUUGCAUGGAAAGGCCCGCAUUUUGUUGAAGGAAGAGGCAGAUGCCGAGUUGUUGUCCAAGUUUCCAUCUUCCCUGACGUCACACCCGGGAUUUCGAGCUAUCUAUGUCAUGGACGUUGAUAGGAUAUCCAGUAGCUGUGGCUACAGCAUGCCCAUUUUUAGUUUCGAUCGCUACCGCACCAAACUUGAUGAUUGGACCAAAAACAAGGGAUCGGAAGGCAUGGCCGAAUACGGUCUUACCAAGAAUUCCUUCUCCAUAGAUGGAAUACCGUCGCUUGCUGUCCUCAAAGCACAAAAAGACGGCAACCCAUAUCGGAUCAAUCCCAAACCGACGGAUGGAUACAUCUAUGGCGAAAAGGUGUCAAUGAAUCGAUUACUGUCACAUGUGCUCGGCAUGCAACAUGGAAUCAGGCAAAAACUAUUUGUGGAGAACUAUGGUCCCUUGAUGUUUUUGUGUGGCAUGUUCACUGCCUAUGCCUUGCAAUGGAUUAUGAUGUCUUCUCAGCAAUUCAGCAUGGAUGGAGUGAACGAGCUAUAG
Molecule: messenger RNA, 813 nt
Organism: Cylindrotheca closterium
Lineage: Eukaryota; Bacillariophyta; Bacillariophyceae; Bacillariales; Bacillariaceae
Source: the annotation of a GenBank genome assembly